Messenger RNA from Coregonus clupeaformis (lake whitefish), 1271 nucleotides. Its product is annotated as zinc finger BED domain-containing protein 4-like. Gene Ontology annotation, molecular function: protein dimerization activity. NCBI's taxonomy places the organism in Eukaryota, Metazoa, Chordata, Actinopteri, Salmoniformes, Salmonidae. The coding region runs from base 211 to 1263 and encodes 350 amino acids. The record is from RefSeq and is a predicted model, not a curated record. The transcript is spliced from 2 exons.
CAUUGGACAUCAGUGAGUAACAACAAUUACCUCGGAGUAACUGCACAUUUAAUCAGUGACACGUGGGAACUGAAGUCUUUUGCGCUGACUAUAUUAAAAACUGAGGAGCGUCAUUUUGCGGAGGCUUGUAAAGAACAGUUCCUGUCUGUUGCACGUGAGUGGGACAUCGAGGGCAAGACUACAACCAUUGGGACUGACAGUGCACGCAACAUGGUUGCCGCAAUUCGACUUACACGCUAUGAACACAUGAACUGUGUCGCUCACAUGGUGCAGAGAAGUGUCACAGUGAGUCUUGCUGACAGCGGCUUUGUAAAUGCUUUGGCCAAGGCUCGCAAAGUUGUCGGUCAUUUUAAGCACAGCCCAGCAAAUGCUGCGGAGCUUCAAGCACAACAAGUCAGCCUGGGAAAGAAGCAAGAGCCAUUGAUCCAGGAUGUUCCAACACGUUGGAAUUCGACGCUGGAAAUGGUCAAGCGCGUGAGCAGAAAUAAAGAGGCUGUCAUCGCAGCCCUGGACAAUCAGGAGCACAAACUCGUUUUGCCGACCGCAGCAGAGUGGGAUAAACUGCAGAGGCUGGAGACACUUCUAGAGCCAUGCAGGUAUGUAACUGAGCUCCUGGGUGGAGAGGCCUAUGUCUCCUGUUCUGUGGUACUACCUUCUCUCUGCCACUUGCGUCUCAAGAUGGAAGCCUGUGAUGAGGACCCUGCAUAUGUGGUGAGAUUCAAGACCAAGUUCAAGGAGGACCUAGCAUCCCGUCAAGAACAGCUCAACAAUGCAUGGCUCCAGAUUGCUACAGUUUUGGAUCCUCGUUUCAAAGACUUGAAAUGCCUGCCCAAGACAGACAGGGAAGAGGUGUGGACCACACUUGAAGGGAUGCUGCAACAAGAAUCACCCAGAAGGUCUUCACAGACACAUGAUGAUGGGCCACCCAGGAAGAAAAUCAGCCUUCUGCAAAUGGGCUCAGAUUCAGAUUCAGAAUCAGAAGAUGAAGAGGUCCAACCUGCCAUACAGAGGUACAGAGCAGAGCCCACCAUUAAAUUGGAGGACUGCCCCUUGAGGUGGUGGGCAUCUCAUUCAGGAGCCCAUGAGAAGCUGGCCUCACUAGCUCACAAAUAUCUAGCCACUCCUGCAACCACUGUUCCCUGUGAACGACUUUUCUCAGUUGCAGGUCACAUUGUGAACAAGAAAAGGUCAGCUUUACUUUCAGAAAAUGUGAACAAGUUAGUUUGCCUCAGCAACUGGCUGAAAGAUGAUGAAGCUCAGUAGAUUUGAAA